GCUGUGGCCAGCUGGGGUCGGGCUCUUUCUCCAGGAACUGACAGAACCAGAGGACACAGCUUCAAGCUGCACCAAGGGAAAUACAGCAAGGGGACAAAGCACACAAAGGACCAUUCAGCAGCUGCCUCCAAUGCCCAUCCCCAGGCGCCGUGUCCCAAAUUGUGCCCCUGGAGUGACAGCGAGGAGCAGCCCAAGCCUUCCAGGCUAGGAGAGGACAGAAGCCUCCUGCCAACGUCAUGUCAAGGCCUCCACCCCAUUUCACACAAGGAUUUGUGGUUGCCUCUCACAAAGGACUGAGGAGCAAGAAAUGAGCUCUGACAAGGAAAUGAUUGCACAACACCUCCUCCAUCUGAUUCCUUGUGUUUGCAGAACAUCCGUCCCCUGUCCUGGGGCUGUCCUGGAAGCUGAGGCAGAGCACUUACAGGGCAAACAGAUGGGAAUUAACAGAUUUUGGUUAACUUUGGAUGUGGAAACCCAAGAAGGGAAAACUGGGAGUGAAGGAACUCUUUUUUUGGGGGGGGAAGAAAUCACCUUUAUUUUAUUAAAAACUGGGCACGGGCACAAAGUAGCACAGUGUGUGAUGGCCAAGUGACCAAGGCCAGGCUGGAUGUGGCUCUGAGCACCCUGCGAUAGUGGGAGGUGUCCCUGCCCCUGGCAGGGGGUGGACUGAGAGGAAUUUUAAGGUCCUUUCCAACCCAAACCAUUCUGGGAUUCUGUGUUUUACCAGCAAUAGCAAUGCACUUCAAAAUCAUCCCUUCAAGUGAAACAAUGAUUUUCUUGAGCUGCAGCCUUUCCAGCUGUGGGGGCUGCAGGUCAGCGCUUCCUCCCAAGCAAACAUUUGCUCUGUCAUCAUAAGGUUGGAAAAAACCUCUAAGAUCAAGCCCAGCCAUUACUGGCUGAUCUUUUGCAGCCUCUCUUCCUUGUUAGAAAGGCAAAAUUGCCAUUUUUGAGGCAAAAAAAAAAAAAAAAAAAAAAAGGACUUGAUCUGCCAUUUGCAGCUGUCUCACCUCAGCCACAGCUGCCUGUGGAGCUCUCCCACAAGGGCAGGUGGGCUGAACGUGUCCCGUGGGGAAAAUGCACCUGAUCCCACCUGGGAAGAGAUGGAGACUGCGGGUGGGAUGCUCAGGGCCACCGUCCUUGCUCUGCCACGGAUCCCUGCUGCUUUUUGUGCUGCUGGAUCUGCUCCUGCAGGGAAAACCUCUGCGAGCUGCUGCUGCUGACACGAGCCGUGGGUGCAGCUUCCGCACGGAAAAUCCACACAGCUGGGAUGUGGGAGCAGGGAAUGAGGGCAGCGGGGAGGGAACAGGAGCCAGCAGAGGCUCUGGCUCUGGGGGGACACAGACAGAGGGUGUCCCGACAGCUGCGGGCUUUUUUUCCCUUCUCUCCAAUCAAAACAGAGUUUGUGCCUUUUUUUGUCCGUUUGUUUUCCUCGCGAAAGUAAUUCCGCACGAAGGCUUUCCCAGAAAAAUGAUGCGAGACUUCUCCUUGGCAUUCCUGGAAGCGAUGAAUCACCUCGCUCCUUUUUUGGGGGGUCCCGGCGGCAGAGGCGCGACCCGGUGCGACAUCCGCGCUCGGGCUGUGCCACCUCCUGGUGACAGCGGGCGGUGCAUCCCUGCAUCCCUGCGUCCCCGCGUCCCUGCAUCACUGCAUCACUGCAACCCUGCAUCCCUGUGUCCCUGCAUCACUGCAUCACUGCAACCCUGCAUCCCUGUGUCCCCGCAUCCCCGUGUCCCCGCAUCCUCGCAUCCCUAUGUCCCUGCAUCACUGCAUCCCUGCCUCCCCUCAUCCCUGCAACCCUGCAUCCCCUCAUCCCCAUAUCCCUGCAUCCCUGCAACCCUGCAUCCCCACAUCCCAGCAUCCCCUCAUCCCUACAUCCCUGCCUCCCCGCAUCCCUACAUCCCCAUAUCCCCACAUCACCUCAUCCCUGCAUUCCUACAUCUCCUUAUCCCCACAUCCCUGCAUCCCUGCAAUCCUACAUCCCCUCAUCCCUGCAUUCCCUGCAUCUCCUCAUCCUUGCAUCCCCACAUCCCUUCAUUCCUUGCAUCCCCUGCAUUCCCUCAUCCCUGCAUCCCUGCCCAAAACCCAGCCCCCCCCCCCGGUCUGCAUCGCCAGGACUUUCUGGUUUUGUUACCCAGCUGA
Messenger RNA from Vidua macroura (Pin-tailed whydah), 2139 nucleotides. RefSeq names its product resuscitation-promoting factor RpfA-like. The record is from RefSeq and is a predicted model, not a curated record. Lineage: Eukaryota; Metazoa; Chordata; Aves; Passeriformes; Viduidae.